Molecule: messenger RNA, 3248 nt
Organism: Myotis daubentonii (Daubenton's bat)
Lineage: Eukaryota; Metazoa; Chordata; Mammalia; Chiroptera; Vespertilionidae
Gene: IDO2
Product: indoleamine 2,3-dioxygenase 2
Biological process (GO): 'de novo' NAD+ biosynthetic process from L-tryptophan
Cellular component (GO): cytoplasm
Molecular function (GO): L-tryptophan 2,3-dioxygenase activity; metal ion binding; heme binding
Source: RefSeq, a predicted model, not a curated record
GGUCAAGGUUCUCCCCUGCUGCUGGGACACUAAGCAACUAACUGAAAUGAAAAUGCUCUUUUGAAGCUCCCUUAACCCAGAUCUUUGAUAUAUUUGAAGCAGUUGUCUCUUUAGUAGCAGCUUCGGGUGCAGAUACUUCAAACACAAUUAUGGAACUUCAAAGACAGAAUUUAAAGACAACAUCGCCAUUAUCUUUAGGACGAUUUCACAUUUCUGAAGAUUAUGGUUUUCUUCUUCCAAAUCCUCUGAAAGAACUUCCAGAUCAUUACAGGCCUUGGAUGGAAAUUGCCAACAAACUUCCUGAAUUGAUUGAGAGUCACCAGCUUCGAGCUCAAGUGAGCGAGAUGCCCCUCCUGAACUGCCAGUUUCUCGAGGGCUACAGGGAACGGCGCCUAGCUCACCUGGUCCUGAGCUUCAUCACCAUGGGAUAUGUCUGGCAGGAGGGAGAGGCACAGCCUGCAGAGGUUCUGCCAAGAAACCUUGCCCUUCCCUUUGUGGAAAUCUCCAGGGACUUGGGGCUCCCUCCCAUCCUGGUCCAUGCAGAUUUUGUGUUGACAAAUUGGACUACAAGGAAUUCUGAAAGGCCCCUGGACAUCAGGAACUUGGACACCAUUUUCUCUUUCCCUGGGGGAGAAAGCCUGCGUGGUUUUGUACUGGUGACUGUUUUGGUAGAGAAAGCAGCAGUGCCUGGGAUUAAGGCACUUGUUCAAGCAGUGAAUGCCAUGCUGCAGUCCAGCCAGGACUCCCUGCUGCAAGCCCUGCAGCGGCUGAGACUCUCCAUUCAGGACAUCACCAGAACCUUAGGACAAAUGCACGAUAAUGUAGAUCCAGACAUAUUUUAUGCAGUCAUCCGGAUCUUUCUCUCUGGAUGGAAAGAUAACCCAGCAAUGCCUGUGGGAUUGAUAUAUGAAGGAGUCUCCACAGAGCCCCUGAAAUACUCUGGAGGGAGUGCAGCUCAGAGCACAGUGCUUCAUGCCUUUGACGAGUUCUUGGGCAUUCGCCAUAGCAAAGAAAGUGGUAACUUUCUGCUCAACAUGAGGGACUACAUGCCACCUUCUCAUAAAGCCUUCAUAGAAGCCAUCCAGUCAGCUCCUUCACUGAGGGACCAUGUUCUAUCCUCCGGGAAUGGCCCACUCCUGACAGCCUAUAACCAGUGUGUGCAGGCCCUGGCAGAGCUGCGCAGCUAUCACAUAACCAUGGUGACCAAAUACCUUAUUACAUCUGCAGCCAAAGCAAAAGGCAGGAAGCUAAGCCAUCUCCCAGGACCACCUCAGGCCUUAGAAGACAGGGGCACAGGGGGAACUUCAGUUCUGAUCUUUCUAAAGAGUGUCAGGAAUAAGACCUUGGAGGCAAUCCUCCCCCAAAGUAGUUAAGAAAGGCCUCUCCUGGUGAUGCCAAACCAGCAAAUGCCCUACUGGAGGGCAGAUGGGCCUGGAGAAUGAAGGUCAGGGUCCGUCUGGAAUAACCCAAAAUCGACCUGUGCCCUGUUCAUGUUCCUGUUCUAUAGAACUUCAUCUUCUUCUUUGUUGAAACCUGUUGGCCUUCACAGAGGAGAAUUUUCAUGCCCAUACAUUUUCUUUUUUCUACAUGAUCACUGGUUGAUAGCAAGUAGCUUUGGACACUCCCUCAUUCAGAAACCCAUAAAGGAGCAAGGGUAUCCCUAUUCUAUUUGCAAAGUGAUGGAAAAACAAUCAAAAUUUCAGAAACUAAAUAAAAUUGCCUGUGGACAGACCACACAGUAGAUUUCUUGGAAAAACAAAAUUAAAUAUUCAUCCAUUCCUUCAUUCACUUAACAAUGUAGUAAGUUUCACUCCAGCCCUCGCCUCCCUGCAUGUGUUGAUUUGGUGGAGAUGUAGAGGAGAGAGGAGGCUGACAGUGAGACUUGGAAGUCACCAGUAUGAAAAUGAAUAAUGACAUGGGAACGGAUGAGACUCUUCCACAUGGUUCAUCAAUGUGCAAAUUCUAUUUUAGUUUCCUUCUUUAUUUUUAGGAGAAUGAUUCUUUCUCCUUACACUGAAAGUUUAAAAUAAUUAACCCUUUCAAAGUAAAUGAGCAAAGUGGGAAUAAAGAGUAAAUUCACAUGUUUACAAGGUCUCAUUCUACCUGACAAUACAAAGCUAGAAAAUGUUCAUCAUGUCUAUUUAGGAUAAACUCCACUAAUUUAGACUUGCUCCCCAUUAUACACACACACAUAGCUGGGAUAGUAUGUAAAUUACACAGCUCUGAUCUGGCAUUGGGGCAUCAGUGAGAGGUACCUGACCGGGGGUAGGGGGUUCUGUCCAAAUUAGUGUCUGCUAAGCAGUCCCCUUCUCCAUGUAGGCACUGGUCAAAUGUCACUCACAGCAUGUCUUAUACUAAUAGACCUUUCAGAUUCUUGGCCCUCAAGGUCCGAUCAUGCUACUUAGAGAAAACAUUUGACUACUUCCCAUAUCCCUAGGAGUAUUGAGAGACUAGAAGGUUAGCUCAAAGUGUCUGCCCAGUACUCAUUCUCUAGUGUCAUGGUGGUCUGUGGGGAGGAACAGAGGACUUCUGGACUUUUGUUAACACUCAGGGUCCUUGGUAAGAAACCAUGAACCAGCAUCUUCCACUUGGGGUACCAGGAGGGCUCCUAAAGACCCAUACCCUUCAAGGGCUUGGUCUGGCAAAAAAAGAGGUAGAGCAUAAUAGGAGCCAGACCUUCUAGUCUGAAUGGGCCAAGAGAAAACCCUGGGUCUUACAGCAUCAUUUCUGCCUACUGCUUAGGUCAGGAUCUCAGCUCAAAGACCUAGGCUCUCAUAACGCAAAAAGCCUUUCUCUCCAUAUGUUCUUCAUCUUGUGUUUGAAAAGUCUGUUAUGAAACGUAGAAAAUGAGCAUGGAUAUGCUUAUUUCUCUUUGGUUUGAUGUUCCAGCUGCUCUACCUUGGUAUCAAUAAACCCAGGCUGCCUUUGCUGCCUGGGCUGGGUGUAUGCUAUUGUCCAAGAAGGUAGACCAACUAGACUAGGUGGGGGAAUAUGAGAGAAGCACAUUGAUAAUGAUUCAAGACAUGGUCCCUUCUCUAUGUCAUCCUCAGGUGAAAAGACCAUGACCUUUAAAAUAAGACCUGUGUUUGAUUUCUGAUGUCUCCAUUUUUAACUACAACGUGGCUUUUGAUCAAUUUCAGAAAAUCAUGAAUCCUCAGCUUCCUAUUUAUUAUGAAAUCAAGAUGAUCAGAUUGGUCUCAGGGUGUAUAUAAGUAACAGAGGGGAUAGUUCUUGGCAAAGAGAAAGAA